Anolis sagrei ordinatus is the source of this 802-nucleotide messenger RNA. The record is from RefSeq and is a predicted model, not a curated record. NCBI's taxonomy places the organism in Eukaryota, Metazoa, Chordata, Lepidosauria, Squamata, Anolidae.
GAUAGCCCAACUCUCUGGAGAGCUCACCAUGGCUUGGACCUUGCUGUUCUUGGUUCUUCUCGAUUUCUAUGCUGGUGUCCAUUCUCAGGGAAUGUUGACUCAGCCAUCUUUAGCAUCUGGGUCUCCAGGACAGACAAUCACACUUUCCUGCACCAAAAGCAGUGGCAACUGGAACAGUGAAGUCUACUGGAUUAAAGAGAAAUCUGGAGAAGCCCCUCGUAUUGUUCACUGCAACGGCUGCAGCAGAGGAGAAGGGAUCCCAGAUCGGUUCACGGCAACCGGUUCUGGGAACACAGGCUCUUUAACCAUCACAAAUGUUCAGGCUGAAGAUGAGGCCAAUUAUUACUGUAUCUGUUAUUCCAGCACAGUCAGCGUGUAUCACAGUGGUCCAUUCUCAUGGGGAAUUUGCAAGUCAAGCAAUCUUGAUUUGUUUUUUGCAGUGAUGGCUUGGGCCUCCCUUCUCUUGCUGCUUCUUAUGUACUGCUCAGGCAUUGCCUCGCAGCCCACACUGACUCAGGUUCCUUCCCAGUCUGUGACUCUUGGAAACACAGUAAGACUUACAACCACUGUGAGCAGAGACCAUGAGUAUCAUGCUGUCUCCUGGUAUCAGCAGAGAGAGGGCCAGGCUCCCCGGUUUCUCCUUGAUACUAGCAACAACCGAGGCAGUGGGACCCCAGACCGGUUCAGUGGUUCCAAACCAGGCAGAGAAGGUUAUUUGACCAUUACCAAUGUCUUGGCAGAGGACGAGGCAACUUAUUACUGUGUUGCAUCUUACCAUGGCUCUGGUAGUGGCUACAUGUAA